Molecule: messenger RNA, 1106 nt
Organism: Trichoplusia ni (cabbage looper)
Lineage: Eukaryota; Metazoa; Arthropoda; Insecta; Lepidoptera; Noctuidae
Gene: NGR-A25
Product: neuropeptides capa receptor-like
Exons: 6
Coding region: 81-1106 (341 amino acids)
Biological process (GO): neuropeptide signaling pathway
Cellular component (GO): plasma membrane
Molecular function (GO): neuromedin U receptor activity
Source: RefSeq, a predicted model, not a curated record
AAACUAUAAAAAUAAAAAAGUGUUUCUGAAUAUAAGUAAAAUAAAAUUGUGGUGAAAUUGUGCAACCAGUGGAUUUAAAAAUGGAUUCAAAAUUAUUUUUGCGUGCGAAUGAGACGUAUGAUGAUUUUUUCAACCGUUGCAAUAAUUUGUCUCAUUUCGACUGCAGUGAGGAAGAAAUGCUUUGGUGGCUCAUGGGGUCCAGACGAUUACCUUUAAAAGAAAUUGUCCCGAUCAGUGUGAUAUUGGUGGUCAUAUUUUUAACCGGUGUGGUGGGCAAUGCGUGCGUUUGUGUGGUCAUCGUUAAACACCCCGGAUUGCAUACCGCGACCAAUUAUUAUUUAUUUAGUUUGGCUGUCAGCGAUUUAUUGCUGCUUUUGUUUGGUCUUCCAAACGACUUGUCAGUAUAUUGGCAUCAAUACCCGUACAGUCUUGGUCUUGUUUUCUGCAAACUACGAGCGCUCAUAUCAGAGGCGGCCACCUACGUAUCAGUGCUGACUAUAUCCGCGUUCUCGUUGGAGAGAUACCUGGCUAUAUGUCACCCUCUUCACUUGUACACGAUGGCUGGCCUCACCAGGGCAUCCCGGAUCAUUCUGAUACUCUGGAUCAUCUCCAUCGUCUGCGCUACGCCGUUUGCUGUUUACUCCGAUAUAAGCUACAGGGACUAUCCACCAAAUUCUGGCAACAUGUCGUUGGAUUCGGCGUUCUGUGCACUAAUGGCUCCCUCACCCCUUUUGGAGCUAAGCAGUAUUUUCUUCUUCUUCGUCCCGGCUGUUCUUAUCCUCUGCCUUUAUGCGAGGAUGGGAUACCAUAUAAGAUCUACGCGUGUCACCGAAAAGACCAAGAUUGGCUUACUUAAUGGCCAUGUUCACGGGGAGACACGACAGGCGAAAUCCAGGAAGGCUAUUAUCAGGAUGCUAGCUGCAGUAGUAAUCGCGUUCUUCGUGUGCUGGGUGCCAUUCCACGUCCAACGCCUGUUCUUCAUCUACGGGUACGAUUUGCCGCAGUUCCAUGUCAUCAAUGAACACCUAUUUAACAUCGCUGGUGCUCUGUACUACGUGUCAGCGACUGUCAAUCCUAUACUCUACAAUGUUAUGAGUGGCAGGUGA